Nicrophorus vespilloides is the source of this 3216-nucleotide messenger RNA. It is a transcript of the gene spir, whose product is annotated as protein spire. Gene Ontology annotation, molecular function: actin binding. Gene Ontology annotation, cellular component: cytoplasmic vesicle membrane; cell cortex. The coding region runs from base 292 to 2304 and encodes 670 amino acids. The record is from RefSeq and is a predicted model, not a curated record. Gene Ontology annotation, biological process: cleavage furrow formation; establishment of meiotic spindle localization; actin nucleation. The transcript is spliced from 4 exons. NCBI's taxonomy places the organism in Eukaryota, Metazoa, Arthropoda, Insecta, Coleoptera, Silphidae.
AUCCCAGCGAGAAUACGAAACCGAAGUUUUGUAUUUAAUCACCAGUCAUGCGUCGAGUUAUGGAUUUUAUACCAAGUCGGUUUGCACUCAAGGUUAGUAGUGUGGUGGAGUGCAGUCAGUACGUAUGUAGUCUGCGGCAAAAGAUUCAAACUUUUGUGUGUGUGUAUACAUUUUAACGGGAGGAAUAUUGGUACGAUCAAUAUAUAGGUUAGAGAAAUGCAUUACAAAGUGUCCGGAUGAGUAUGUAAUCCAGCCAGUCGGGCAGCCAUCCCUUCCAGCAGGAGAGACAGAAUGUCAACGAACGGUGCUGUGCCGAAAGGCAAGUGCAAAAUAAACUCAGACGGCAGCGUCUCGCUGCAGGACAUUCUGAGCUCCUUCAACUCCUCGAUAAGGGAGGAACAUGCGUGGGCAUUGUGUUACAAAUGCACCAAGUUCUUUAUCGAAGUCCUGAAGAACAACCCCUCGUCCUGUCAUCUGGUCAACGAUGUCAGUCAGGUUUUCUUGCAAACCGAUGGCAACGUACACCCCAACACCAGUCUCAACAUCAAAGGUGAUCCGCAGCGAAAGACCGCCAAUCAGCAGGAAAUCAUCACAGGACUUGGAUUUGUGAUAUACAGUGCAUUGGAUCAAGGAACUAAUAAUGGAGAAGAGAGGACGAUCAGUCAGGAUCUAGAGGAGUUGAUCAAUGAUAUGAUAUCGGAAGAGCGAAGUGUACAUAAUGAGACGGACGAUGAAGGUAUCGAAAGAGAUUCCGAAGAAGGUGCUCACAUGACUUUACAACAGGUAUUGCAAAGGUGCGACAGACAUUUAGAGAAUUUAACAAAAUAUCAGGCGGAAUCGCACUACCGGGCGGUGGUGAGGGCGCUGGUGGCCGAGGCGCUUGAGCUGGCGACUUUUCUGGAAACUGUUGCGCAGGGUAAUUUGGUGUGCGAGGGAAACUCUAGAAGAGAUUUAGAUCAGUUGCAGUUCGCCGAUUGGGCGCGUUUCUGGGUUCAGGUCAUCGCCGAACUCAGGCAGGGCGUUAAACUGAAAAAGGUACAUUUUAACAAGGCACCAAUCGAGUACGAACUGACGCCCUAUGAAAUUCUUAUGAAGGACAUCAGGUCAUGCCGCUACACAUUGAAGAAAAUUAUGAUAAAUGGUGAUGUACCAAAAGUAACCAAAGACGCACACGCAAUAAUAUUAGAGUUCAUCAGAUCUCGGCCUCCUUUGAAGAAGGUGUCGGAUAGGAAGCUUCCACCAAGGCAGUCGACGUACACGCCUAGGGAGCAACUGAUGAAUUCAAUAAGAAAGGGUAGGAAAUUGAGGCAGACACCGCUGCCCUCGUUGUCGCCGACGAAGAAGCAACCGAGAGACGACACCCAUGUUAACAGCCCGAAGAGGCUAAUCAAAAUAGACUUUUCACAGUUGGAUGACGACGACGAAGAUUCGGACAGUUCCGAAUCGGGUCUUUGGCAGCAAGAGGAACAAAUGCAGACGAGUAAUUUGGACGCGUACGAUCUGGCGCUGGACUGCCAGACGAGGCACGGUAGGAGACACACGCUGGGCAUUUUGUCUUUGGAGCCGAAUAUUGGUAGUCAGUCGGUGCCGCAGUCGAGGCCGGGCUCCAGGCAGUCCUGUGCAAGUUCCGACGCGGAACCGGUCCCUCUGGACCCUCAGAUCGCGCGAGCUUUACAAGACGCGACGAAACCCUGGCACGAAGUGGUGAGCCUGGACGAUCGAUUGUCUUUAACGCUGCAGGAGAUCGUCCACAUCCGUAUGGUGCUUACAAAAGCCGAGCUGGAGACUCUUCCGGUAGAGCGGCACGUGCGCGGGGACGUUGAGAACCGCAAAGUUUGUUUCCUGUGUUUGAAGACGCGUUUUGGGAUACUUGGACCGUGGGGCCACAGAUGCACCCUUUGCAAACGCACGGUGUGUUCAAAGUGCUGCUCCAAAAUGAACAUACCAAUGGAACACUUUUCCAGCGUGCCGGUGGUGCUCCUCAGCCCAAGCAUAAUGGCAACGCCAGAGGACGAAUAUAGCGUUCCUUUCGCGGCGCGCUCGAAAGUUACUGAUUCUAGUCCCCAGUCGAGUCCCUGCACCUCCAGACCUGGUAGCUCCCUGGACCGUUUCCGGUCUAAAGCCAACGCGGUUGGCAAAACCGGCAAUGUGGUAGACAAACUUCGAAGCUCUCAAAUGUUAGUCUGUCAGGAUUGCAAAAUGAUGGUCUCACAAAUAAUCAAGUCUGCUCAAGCGAACCGCAGCGCCAUCAGGAACAAACAUCUGCAAAAUUUGACAUUGAAUUUAUCACCGGUAUUUAUGUAGAGAAUUAUUUAAUAAUAUUUAAUUAACAGAAUUUGUCCUUUAUUUACUGAACGAAAGAAAAAAGAAAAACAAGAAAAUUGAUCAUUUAAUCGGAUUUAAGUUCUUUCAAGUAAUUUCGUAAUACAUUUUUUAUUUCUAUUUAUAAAUUUGAAUCUCUGAUGAUUACCAUGUAUAUAAACACUGUUCAUUUGCUUUUAUUUAUAUCAUUUUUUUUUCCUUUUACUUCUUAAUAAAUGUGAAUACGUAACAUUGUCGACACCGUUAUUAUUUAAUUAUUUAAAUUCACACAAACAAAUCAGGAAAUCAUCUUAUGCGAAAAUCCAGUCGCCAAUAUAUUUAGUAAAUACAGGACAAUAUAUCUUUUAUCAAAUGUGGACGUACCUAAAUCAUACAUCAUACAACAAUGAGGAAACAUGCUAGUGCUGCCAUUAAUUUAAUGUGAAAUUAAUAUAUGAAAGCACCACUACUUCUUCAAAAUAACAAUUUAUUAUGCACACAAUUUCCAAAUAUUUAAAAGUUCAAGAAUGUAAUAGAAACUCGAGUUUUCAUAAUAAUGCCUCUUAUUCAUCUAAUUUGUAGCCAAACUUGAAAGACUGUAAACAAGUUAUUUGUUUCGCUACUGUUACGAGCUUUCGUUUUCAAACAUUCACAUAAUGUGCUUUCAACCUUUGAAAUAUAAUGUUUAGGUUAUUUCAAAAUUGAUUGCAUUCGCUUUUCGUGCAAAAAUAUAUAAAUUGACAAUUAUAAGAAAUACAAAUUGAAGCAACAAAUCACAAUAAAAACUUUCUUCUAUGCAAACCAAGUAAAUCUGCUUAAAUGCGUGAACACUAAACAACAUUUGACAAUCAAAAUUUACUCGAUCGAAGACUAUUGUAAUUGCAAAAUAUAUAUUUUCGCACUUAAACUUAAUAU